Molecule: messenger RNA, 2190 nt
Organism: Branchiostoma belcheri (Belcher's lancelet)
Lineage: Eukaryota; Metazoa; Chordata; Leptocardii; Amphioxiformes; Branchiostomatidae
Product: collagen alpha-1(I) chain-like
Exons: 5
Coding region: 1-2190 (729 amino acids)
Source: RefSeq, a predicted model, not a curated record
AUGUCGGGACCUUUGGGGCCGCGGGGACGACCCGGACCCGAGGGACCUCCUGGACGACGUCGACCCUAUCCUUUGGGACUCCUUGGACGACCUGGACCUAUGGGACCCCCUGGACCGCCAGGACCUUUGGGGCCCCGGGGACGACCCGGACCCGAGGGACCUCCUGGACGACUUCGACCCUAUCCUUUGGGACUCCCUGGACGACCUCCUGGAAAACCCGGACCUGUGGGGUUCCCUGGACGACCCGGACCUGUGGGACCCCCUGCAUUGCCAGGACCUUUAGGAUUCCCUGGACCUAUGGGACCUCCUGGAAAACCGGAACCUGCUGGACCUCCUGGAAAACCCAGACCUGUGGAACCUCCUGGAAAACCCGAACCUGUGGGACCUCCUGGAAAACCCAAACCUAUGGGACCUCCUGGAAAACCCGAACCUGUGGGACCUCCUGGAAAACCCGAACCUAUGGGACCUCCUGGAAAACCCGAGCCUGUUGGACCUCCUGGAAAACCCGAACCUGUGGGACCUCCUGGAAAACCCGAACCUUUGGGACCUCCUGGAAAAAAACCUGAACCUACGAGACCUCCUGGAAAACCCGAACAUAUGGGACCUCCUGGAAAACCCAGACCCGUGGAACCUCUUGAAAAACCCAAACCUAUGGGACCUCCUGGUAAACCCAGACCUGUGGGACCUCUUGGAAAACCCGAACCUACGGGACCCCCUGGAAAUCCCGGGGCUGUUGGACCUCCUGGAAAAACCGAACCUGUGGGACCUCCUGGUAAACCCGAACCUAUGGGACCUCCUGGUAAACCCGAACCUAUGGGACCUCCUGGUAAACCCGAACCUACGAGACCUCCUGGAAAACCCGAACCUAUGGGACCUCCUGGAAAACCCAGACCAGUGGAACCUCCUGGAAAACCCAAACCUAUGGGAUCUCCUGGAAACCCCGAACCUAUGGGACCUCUUGGUAAACCCGAACCUACGGGACCCCUUGGAAAACCCGAGGUUGUUGGACCUCCAGGGAAACCCGAACCUAUGGGACCUCCUGGAAAAUCCGAACCUAUGGGACCUCCUGGAAAACCCGAACCUAUGGGACCUCCUGGAAAACCCAAACCUAUGGGACCUCCUGGAAAACCCGAACCUAUGGGACCUCCUGGAAAACCCGAACCUGUUGGACCUCCUGGAAAACCCGAACCUAUGGGACCUACUGGAAAACCCGGACCUAUGGGACCUACUGGAAAACCCAGACCUGUGGGACCUCCUGGAAAACCCGAACCUAUGGGACCUCCCGGAAAAGCCGAACCUAUGGGACCUACUGGUAAACCCGAACCUGUGGGACCCCCUGGAAAACCCGAAACCGUUGAACCUCCAGGAAAACCCGAACCUAUGGGACCUGGAAAACCCGAACCUAUGGGACCUCCUGGAAAACCCGAACCUGUGGGACCUCCUGGAAAACCCGAACCUAUGGGACCUACUGGAAAACCCGAACCUAUGGGACCUACUGGAAAACCCGAACCUGUGGGACCCCCUGGAAAACCCAAAGUCGUUGGACCUCCUGGAAAACCCGAACCUAUGGGACCUCCUGGAAAACCCGAACCUACGGGACUCCGUGGAAAACCCGAACCUAUGGGACCUCCUGGAAAACCCGAACCUACGGGACUCCGUGGAAAACCCGAACCUACGGGACCUCCUGGAAAACCCGAACCUGUGGAACCUCCUGGACAACCCGGAUUUUCUGCCCCCGGACAAUACGGACCUUCUGCUUCAGGACAACCUACACCUCUCGGUCCCAUUGGACAGCUUGGAAAACCAGGCCACCAGAUUACAGGUACUCGUGACGGAGACUGCAAAGUCGGAUACAAACUACUCGCUGGGACUUGCUUCAAACUUAAUGUCAACGAAAUGCAGUACUUCGAAGCCAAGAUGGCCUGUAAGAGGGAGGGAGCGAGACUAGCCAUGCCUAAAACAAAAGAACUGGACCAGGCUCUGAGGAAUCUGGUCUUCAAGGAAGGACAAAACCUGAACUAUUGGAUCGGCAUGAGGGAAGUUGAGGGUCAUCAGUGGCAAUGGGAUGAUGGGUCAAGUCUGCGCAGCACCGUAUACAAGUACUGGUCAGGAGUCACUGGUUCUCCUAUGUGGGACGAUACUGCAUGCAGUUAUAAGGCUCGGCCUAUCUGCCAAGCCCCUCAUCCAUAA